AACCCAAACCACGAUCUUUCCCUAACCAAGUGUUUUUUGUGCAUGAACCUAACCAGACUUUAACAACAGCGUUGUCACACCAUCGAGACGAGAAUAUUUUGAAGCGGCUCACGAGAGUUUAAGCAAUUCUAGGGUUACCAUGUAGACACGACCGUUUGUGAGGCUCAUCAUGAGCUAAUAACCGAUGAUGCUGCUAUUAAUAUAAAAGCUGGAAAUAACGUUACACUGGAAAGCACCAAAUCGCUGUUUGCCAACCACCAAUAAACCACAAAGAAGAAGAAGAAGAAGACGAACGUUAGACCGGAAGUGCGUGUGAGAGUGCGGAAGCGCAGCAGAACUGUUUUAGCGCUCACUGGAAACAUUUACAGAUUCACUGUAGUUAAGUUGAAGGUAUGAUCGUCUCAUACUGCUGGCUGAAUAAACGUGGAGCUAUGCUGGCAGCAGGUUGGGGUGACAAAAUAUCCUGAUGGAGAACAUCCGCCCACGUCUGAAGCUUGGGAGUAAAGUGGAAGAUGUGAAACUGAGAAAAAGAAAAUCACAACUUUACGCCAAAGAAGAUGAAUGUCCUCUCAACAACGGUGAGCUGAGGACCAGAGUUGCUGUGUUUUGUGUGGUGUUUAGAUUGAUCAACUGCUUCUUGGUUCAGACCAGCUUCGUGCCUGAUGAGUACUGGCAAUCUCUGGAGAUUUCCCAUCAUAUGGUCUUCAAUUAUGGGUAUCUGACCUGGGAAUGGAGGGCAGGAAUAAGAGGCUUCUCUUAUCCACUCUUCUUUGCAUUCAUAUACAAGAUAUUACACUUCAUAAACUAUGACUCAGUCUAUCUCCUGAUAUGGGUGCCUCGAAUAAUUCAGGCUCUACUUGCUGCAUUUGCAGAUGUAAAAUUCUUCUUCCUCGUCCGAACGUUGGAAAAUAGUGACGUCGCCAAAUGGACAUUCUUCUGCCAUCUGUGCUCCUGGUUCUCCUGGUACUGCUGCACCAGGACUCUGACCAACAGCAUGGAGACCACCAUCACCUGUCUGGCUCUUUUUUACUUUCCUCUGCCUGGGUCCAAAACACACAGCAGCAAAAAAUAUUUGACCCUGGUGGCCUUGGCUGUCAUUGUUCGUCCGACGGCGCUGAUUGUCUGGCUUCCUCUGUUGAUGCACCAUUUCUGGCAGGAAGAAAACAAACUGAGACUCAUCACUCAUGGCUACAUUCCUAUAGGCGUUCUGGCUGUUGUGACUUCAACUGUGGUCGACUGUAUAUUCUACGGAAAGUGGACCUUGGUGCAGUUCAACUUCCUGAAGUUUAACAUCUUCCACGGUGUGGCGGGUUUCUACGGCUCUCACCCCUGGCACUGGUACUUCACUCAGGGGUUUGCAGUCGUGAUCGGACCUCAUCUUCCACUCUUUCUUCACGGAUGCUCCCUCGCCUUCAAAAGAUACAAAAUCCUGUUGGUGGCAGUUGUCUGGACAGUCGUAGUUUACAGUUUUCUUCCCCACAAGGAGUUCAGGUUCAUCUAUCCUGUGCUGCCGUUCUGUAUGAUCUUUUGCGGGAUUUCUAUUGCUAAUUUGAAAGCGUGGCGUCGAGCUGCAGCGUUUGGUUUGUUGGCGACCAACCUGUUUCUGGCUCUGUACACCGGCCUGAUUCACCAGCGAGGCACUUUGGACGUCAUGAGCCGCCUCCAGACACUUUGUGAUGUCGGCAGCGUCUCCACCCGUCCAGAGCCAGACAUCCUCUUCCUCAUGCCCUGUCACUCAACACCUUUCUACAGCCACAUCCACUGCCCCAUGAAGAUGAGGUUUCUGGAGUGUCCUCCAGACCUUGGAGAAAAGGGUUACGUCGAUGAAGCUGACAGAUUCUACGACGACCCUCUUCACUGGCUCAGGACUUCAUUUCCAUACAAGUCCUCUCUACCAACACACCUGGUUCUGUUUAAUGUUUUGGAAAAGGAAAUCUCUGUGUUUUUGCACGGGAACAACUUCAUGAAGACGGCUGAGAUAUUUCAUACUCACUUUCCUGAGGGAAGAGUUGGAGGAAGCAUCUUUAUUUAUGAAAGGCACUGACAAACACUGGAACAAACGGCAGAUGUUUCCCUAGUGAGAAUGUUCUAUGAUGUGGAAUUGCUACUGAAAUAAAUACUUCAAACUCAAA
Molecule: messenger RNA, 2132 nt
Organism: Thunnus maccoyii (southern bluefin tuna)
Lineage: Eukaryota; Metazoa; Chordata; Actinopteri; Scombriformes; Scombridae
Gene: pigb
Product: phosphatidylinositol glycan anchor biosynthesis, class B
Exons: 13
Coding region: 467-2044 (525 amino acids)
Biological process (GO): GPI anchor biosynthetic process
Cellular component (GO): endoplasmic reticulum membrane
Molecular function (GO): alpha-1,2-mannosyltransferase activity
Source: RefSeq, a predicted model, not a curated record